Cololabis saira (Pacific saury) is the source of this 947-nucleotide messenger RNA. RefSeq names its product apolipoprotein Da, duplicate 1 (gene apoda.1). NCBI's taxonomy places the organism in Eukaryota, Metazoa, Chordata, Actinopteri, Beloniformes, Belonidae. Gene Ontology annotation, biological process: brain development; lipid transport; tissue regeneration. Gene Ontology annotation, molecular function: lipid binding. The coding region runs from base 117 to 677 and encodes 186 amino acids. The record is from RefSeq and is a predicted model, not a curated record. The transcript is spliced from 5 exons.
GAGCUGCAGAACGGCAAAACCUUGCAGAGAACCACAUCUUCCAGUCAAACACCAGGAUCUAGCGAGGAAGCAGAUAUCCACCCUGCAGGACAAGCAGGUAACAGGGCGUCUCAACAAUGAAGUUAUAUUUUGUUCUGGUCUUUGGACUCGUCCUCCCGCUCAUCCGAGCUCAGGUUCCCCACUGGGGCCCGUGUCCAGAACCCGGAGUCCAGCCCGCCUUCAGCCUCAAACAGUUCAUGGGGAGGUGGUUUGAAAUUGCCAAACUCCCAGCCCAGUUUGAGAAAGGCCGCUGCAUCGAAACCAAUUUCACCCUGAGGACAGACAACUCCAUUCGAGUGGCCAGCUCUGAAAUACUAAAAGGAGAGGUGAGGAAAAUCGAAGGGACCGGAGUCAUAGAAGAUAUGAAGAAUCCAGCCAAACUUGGAAUAACUUAUUCCUACGUCCUUCCCUACUCUCCUUACUGGAUCGUGUCCACUGACUAUGUGAACUUUGCCCUGGUGUAUUCCUGCACGGACGUCCUCAGGCUCUUCCACGUAGACUUUGCCUGGAUUCUGGGCCGAAACCGGAGCCUGCCUGACGCCACCAUCGAGAAAGCCAGGGACACGUUUGCCACCAACAACAUCGACGUGACCAGGAUGAUUCCCAGCAGGCAGCAGGGCUGUGUCAAGACUCUCUGAGCAGCAGUGGAAAUACGACGAAAGAUGGCGCCGUGUUUGACAGAGAGAGGAGGAAUGCUUGCUGAUUUUGUUCCAAAAAGAUCUUACAUUUGAAAUGUUAUAGUUGUGGUGACCUGAAGGUCAAACCCAGAUGAGUUUCUCUGUUUGUUUAUGCACGAGAAGAACUAAAUAUCUGUUUAUAGCAUAGUAACUGUUUGCCUGCACAUUAACAUAAAUAAUGUGAUGUGAUGAUAUUUUAUGCACAUGAGCAUAAAUCAUUUCUAAAUCAAA